Messenger RNA from Cryptomeria japonica (Japanese cedar), 3085 nucleotides. RefSeq names its product LRR receptor-like serine/threonine-protein kinase GSO1. Gene Ontology annotation, molecular function: receptor serine/threonine kinase binding. The transcript has 2 exons. NCBI's taxonomy places the organism in Eukaryota, Viridiplantae, Streptophyta, Pinopsida, Cupressales, Cupressaceae. The record is from RefSeq and is a predicted model, not a curated record. The coding region runs from base 25 to 2616 and encodes 863 amino acids.
CGAGAGUAAGGAAAAUAAAGGCAGAUGGAGCUAGGUGUUUUAAUUAAAAUGGUGUACCUGGCGUUGGCAAUUGCUUUUGCCAAUGCAGCAGCUGAUAUAGGUGGUUCCUUUUCUGUUAUAGAAGAGAGAGUUUUAGCGGAGGAAGAUUUGACAUGGGCAGGUCAUGGAGAUGGGGAGAAGAGGGAUGUGGAAGCCCUUCUGUCCAUUAAGAACGCCGUUACUCUCGAUCCCCUGCACUCGCUCUCCACCUGGACUGCAAAUGCGUCGUCAAACGCGUGCUCGUGGAAUGGGGUUUCGUGCAGGAAAAAUACCCACAGAGUGGUUGCAAUCAUUCUCCCUCAAUUAGGAUUGGAAGGUACCAUUUCUCCAUCCAUAGGGAACCUUUCCUUGCUGCACACUUUGAAUCUCUCCAGCAAUUCUUUGAUGGGAAGGAUUCCACCUCAGCUUGGCCAACUGAAGGCAUUGAGAGUUCUCGACCUCAUGGAUAAUCAUCUGAUGGAUUCCAUCCCCACAUCCCUUGCUAAUUGCACACACCUUCAGUGGAUUAGACUUUCCAAGAACAACUUCACGAGGAGCAUACCAGAAGAAUUUGGUGGCCUGAUCAACUUACAGCAUCUCCGCUUGUCCUACAAUGGUCUCAGUGGAAGUAUUCCAAAUUCUCUGGGCAAGUGCACGUCUCUGCUUGUUUUGGUCCUGGGCUUUAACAGUCUCACAGGUGGGAUCCCGUCUGAACUUGGGAGGUUGGAGAAAUUGCAAAUCCUUGGCCUGCAAUCCAACAGGUUGGGGUCUCAAAUCCCUGCAGCUCUGGGUAAUUGUUCUUCACUUGAGGUACUGUUUCUUGGGGAUAACUCGUUGAAUGGUAGUAUACCACCUGAACUAGGAAAUUUGAAGCAGCUUUUCCAAUUGUCACUGUAUGGCCCAGGCAAUCUGACAGGUUCCCUUCCUGCAGAAAUAGGAAACUGUAGCAGUCUUGUGUGGCUUGAUCUUGGAUGGAACCUUUUUAAGGGAUCAUUACCCUUGAGUAUUUUCAUGCUUCCUAUCUCCACCCUCUCUUUAAUUGGAAACAAAUUGAGCGGAACCAUUUCCUCAGAAGUUGGAAAGCUUACAAAUUUAGUCAGUUUGGACUUAGGUAUAAAUGGGUUUACAGGUUCUAUACCAGAGAGCAUUGGAAACCUGUCGGAGUUAACCUCUUUGAAUUUAGGUACAAAUAGGUUAGCAGGGAGCAUACCUGCAGCAAUAACCAAUUUGACGCUGCUUGAGAAUCUCUACCUGGACACUAACAAUCUGACAGGUAUACUUCCUGAAGCCAUGGGAAACUUCCGAUCCUUAAAAAAAUUGUAUAUGGUUUCCAACAAUUUAAGCGGAUCUAUACCAUAUAGUAUUGGUGAACUCAAAAAUCUUACUCAGCUAGCCAUCUACAACAAUAAAAUUUCUGGGGCUAUUCCUGAAAACAUUGGCAAUUUGGUUUCCCUUCAGAGGUUGGAUGUUUCUGGUAAUCAGUUGACGGGACAAAUUCCGCAAUCCUCAGGCAACUGCAAGUCUCUGACGGAUUUGGUAUUGGCCGACAAUUUUCUGACCGGAACAAUUCCUGCGACCCUGUUUAACAGCACUGCAUUCAAGAGGCUAAAAUUAUCCAGCAACUCGUUCCACGGAGAUCUAAAUUUGAAUUUCUCUUCUUCCACCGAAGUUAUUUCAGCUCAUUCUAAUAAUUUCUCUGGGCCUUUGCCUGCUUCCUUGGCCAAUUGUACACAUCUUCAACUUCUGGAUCUGAGCAAGAAUCGAUUGACAGGUGAGUUUCCUCCAGACAUUCUUGCAAAUUGUCAAGAAUUGAGAGUUUUAAGUCUUGGCUCUAAUGACCUUGAGGGUAAAAUACCUCUAUGGAUCACAAACCUUACCAGUUUGCAGGUGCUGGAUCUUUCCAAUAAUAAUUUCAGUGGAAGAAUCCCCUCAAGUUUGAAGGGCCUCAAGGGAUUUCAAAUUCCAGAAUCUUCUCAAUUGACAGGUAAUACGCUCUAUGAAGACAUGCCCAUAGUAAUAAAAGGAAUCGAGUAUACAAUUACUUAUGUGCUGACAGCAAACACUAUACUGGACCUGUCAUACAAUAAUCUUGUUGGGCAAAUACCAGAAAGCAUAGGUAAUCUGUUUAGCAUGAGGCUGUUAAAUCUGUCAGGAAAUCAACUGGUAGGUCACAUACCUGCAUCUCUGGGACAAAUAUCAACUCUGGAACAGUUGGACUUGUCUCAGAAUAGUUUGAGUGGGCAGAUACCAGAAGAGCUCUCUAACUUGUUCCUCUUGGCCUAUUUCAAUGUUUCUUUCAAUGGUCUCUGUGGGCACAUACCCGGAGGACCGCAGUUUGUGACUUUUGAUGAGAGAUCAUACCAGGGAAACCCUCCAUGUUUAUGUGACAAUACAAAUAGAUCUACUUUCAAGAAGUGCAUCAAAAAUGUGGCAUUAGUGUCACCUUCAGAAAAGAAGGAUAAGUCACUGUGGAGCAGGCUAGAUGAGCACGUGUCAUUGAUUGCUGUUGGCCUGGGAUUAGGAAUUGGGUUUGCGGGAACAAUAUCAGUGAUUGUGUGGGGAACCAGCCUUGGUAAUUGGAUUAGGACACUCAAAUGAAGAGGACUUUGUGGUGUUUGAAUUACAUAUAUCAGUUUUUGUUUCAGCAAAUCACUCCUGCAGCGGCUGGUUAGAUCUGCGUUCAGUUGUUCGUCUUAAAAUUGUUUUUGUUUUCAUCUAUUCAGCACAGACAGUCUGUCUAAAGUUUAUAAAAGGCUUUUUAUUGAGGUCAAUUUGUCGUUCUUAGAGCACAACUAGUACGUCGCUUCAAAAUUUAGUUAGUUAAUAUUACUGUAAUAUGCUGAAUGUGUUGGGUGGGUGAGUAGUUAAUAUUACUGUAAUAUGUUGAAUGUGUUCAGUGGUUAGGUUGUUAGUUAAUGUAUUUGGUGGGUUAGUUAUAGUUCGGAGGUCUGGACGGUCGGUUGUACGUGAAAGCGUAAAGAAGGAUUUAGUACAAUAGAUAUUAAAAUGUAAUUCUAUCUGGUGGAAUAAUAAUAUUACUUUGUAUAAUAAUCUAGAUUUUAUUUUA